AUGCGCGAGCCCAAGACAGUCGCCGAAUCCUGCCAAGAGCUAAGCAAUCUGCUGGAGGAGAUAUCUGUCUCGAUGACGGCAUUCAUCAGGACGCACCGCGAGGCUCGCAUCGACCUCCGGGAGUUGCCUGGCGAGUUGACAAAACUCAAAACCAUCCUUGAGCUACUACAUGGUGACCUCGAGGCCGGCAUAGCAGUGGCUCCACAGCCCCUGGAGUUGGAGCUGGCCGGGUUGGUCAGCGAUCUCCAUCAUGUAAUCUUGAGAGCUCAAGGCCUCCUUGCGGGUGCAGGAGAGACGACGGAGCAACAGAUGUCAGAGUUGAAAGCGGUGCAUACAUUGAUUGCAGCGCAAGGAAGUGCGCUUGAAAUAACCCUGGAUCUCGUGUCAAUGCCACUUGUUGGAAAAGACAGCAAUGUAGCAAACAAAAUCAAAGGAUCCCACAAUGAUCUCCUAGGCAAGAUCUCAAAGCUGCGCACUCGCGCCAUUAGUUCAGGGGCUGUCAACACGGCAGAUGAAAAGUCAACCUCUGUGGUUUGCCAUUAUCUUGACGAGCUCGCCGCGUAUUUGAGGGCAAUCAACGAAGAGGUCAAUGGAGAAUCUAGUCAAAAUGCGUCGUCAAAGGCCAGCAAUCAAAACAACGGUCACUUGGUGAACGGGAUUGGCAUAUCCAGUGCUAGCAACAGUAACCCCCCGGACGAAGAGCACAUCACGAACCGCAGAUCAAGCUUUGAAUCAGACCUUUCAGAAGCGGACACACUGCAUCUAUCGUCGCAGACAAGACCGGCGUUGACAGGAACUCUAGCAGCAAACCCUGUUUAUUCAAAUUCGUCCCAAGGCGCCCUCCACUCGAGCACGCAACCAUCAGUACCACCACCAAACUACUCUUCUCUGACGCUCGUUGAACCCUCACAGCUCCGGGCUAGGGAAUCCCAUCGCACCCAGACUGGCACGGCCUUCUCACGUCCCAACCUAUCAAACUGGUCCAUCUCGGCCCCGCCCGCGAUCGAAUACUUCUCGCUAUCUCCCGACGAGAAGCUCAUCACGUAUGUCAUUCCGCACGGCGUAGGGCUGACCGGUCGCACCAUCCAGAUCAAAGAGGUGGAUACGGGCAGGACCGUGGCGACGCUGCCCAACGUGCCAGGAGAGAGGCUGGAGUCGUCCACCCAGCAACCUACCAGGGCGGACAUCAUCUCCGAAAGGCACAGUCUGUUUAUAGUCCAGCUGCCGGGCGGCCGACUGAGCCUGUGGCACUACGACGUGACGAAACGCGGAGUGUGCGGCAUGAUGGACAUGGCGGCCAAGACGAACCGGUGGAAAGCGUACACUACGCCGGGCGGGGAUGAGGCCACCGUCGUAUUGGAAAAGGCCGUGAGGGCCGAGGCCUACCGGCCAGAGCUGGUUCGAUACAAGAUUGUGUUCUCGCCGCUCUCGGUCAACAUGACGUACCGCGCCGCCUUCUCCCAGCGGACGAAACGGUUGGGAUUCGGCUUCGGCAGCGCCUCGCCCGACGACCUGGUGGUGGCAUACCACGGCGCAUCCUCCCACCAGCCCUGGAGCUCCUUCAAGCCCUUCUUAUACACGCAGACGCCGAGAAAUUUUGACCAGCGGCGGCUGACGCUCCUCGACGAGGACGCCCCCGAGCCGCUGCCCACCGACGGCUGGAACUCGUCUCUGAGGCGGUCGCUGCUGAACGAGCCGUGUCGGGUAGUCAGCUGCACGGAGCACGGGGGCCGGCUGGUGGUGGUGUGGAAGUCCGACCCCGUCAUCCUCGGAGUGCCGGCCGGCCAGCCGAGGUACGUGCUGGUCGUGCGGGAGGGGGACCGGUCCGGUGCGGUCGAGCUCGUGCCGCCGGGGAGACAGGCGCCCAACUGCGUGGUCGUCUCGCCGGACAACAGGCUCGUGGCGGUGAUGGGGUGCGGCAGGGUCGAGGUCUGCGAAAUUGUGGUCUCGGGGGUCAGUUCUGCAGCGACGGGUGCCAGAGCCCCCUUCACGGUCCGCAUGCGGCGGGCCUUGGUCUACGAGACGAUCCGUGCUGUCCAUGGCGUCUUCUUGGCCAGCUGCAAAGGACUGUAUACCAUGGAACAGACUGGCCACGGAAGGGGAGUCGUGGCGCCAUUUGCAGCCCGCUUCACAAACCUGGAUGCAGAUACAGGGGGGGUCGACUGA
Pyricularia oryzae 70-15 is the source of this 2166-nucleotide messenger RNA. RefSeq lists its product as uncharacterized. Lineage: Eukaryota; Fungi; Ascomycota; Sordariomycetes; Magnaporthales; Pyriculariaceae. The record is from RefSeq and is a predicted model, not a curated record. The transcript is spliced from 2 exons. The coding region runs from base 1 to 2166 and encodes 721 amino acids.